Pelobates cultripes (western spadefoot toad) is the source of this 27913-nucleotide messenger RNA. The record is from the annotation of a GenBank genome assembly. Lineage: Eukaryota; Metazoa; Chordata; Amphibia; Anura; Pelobatidae.
CACCUGGCCCUAUAUAAUGCAAGAAUUCUGAUGCAUCUACCUGACUGAAGCUGGUGUCAGAGAAAAAUCCUAAAAGAGAAAAGGGUAACAUAAUGAUCUUCCUAUGUAUCCUAGUCUUGGCAGCUACACUUAUAGAAAAAGGUAAGCCCAGAUGAAUUAUCAUGUUCUUAUUAAUCAAAGGAAACCAAAGAAUUAGUGUAUGAGUUUGAGUAAAAAGAUGUGUCAAAAGCCCCAAAAAUUACUUUGCAAAUAAGCAAAUUCCUUUUUUCCCAAGGGCAAAUGCAUAAUGCAUACACAUGUAAACUAGGCUGCCUAGAUUAUAGCUGCACAAAGUAAAAUUCUCAAUUUCUUGUAUUUAAAAUAGCUUAUUAAAACUGGGUACAUAAAUUGUUAUUUAGAAUUCAGAAUUUUCUUUAAUACCUACAUUAUUUUUCUUGCAAAGUCAACACACUGCAAGCAUGUAUUCUAUUUUUAAAUGAUCAAUCAAAUGUUACACACUUAAGGUUACACGUAAACUGACAGGCUCUGUUGAUAGCAUAAUAGACAGGAAAAAUACUGUGGCUGCAUUUAAAAUAGUGCUUUAUUUUUUCUCCUCCAUUAUAAUUUAAAUUCAAAAUUACUCCUGGAUGAAGAAUAAGUGUGUAAAAUAUCAGAGAACAAGGUGGUUAUUCUCAUCAUAUCUUCUCUGCCAUUAUCUUGUUAGAAUAGAGGUGUAGCAAAUUCAUGAGGUGUUCGUUGGCAAGUCCUUCAUCGGCAGAUGUGUUGCAUAUGAUAUUUUUGUUUCAAAUAAUAUCAUAAAUAACACAGCAGUUUUUUUCAGUACAGAGAGACCACUAUUAAAUUAUGUCAAUUAUUUUACAUACUGGUAUACCUAAAUAAAUAUGUCUGGAAUUUAUAAAUAUAUCCACACAAUUCACAUAUAUAUAUAUAUAUAUAUAUAUAUAUAUAUAUAUAUAUAUAUAUAUAUAUAUAUAAAAAAAGCUGAAUCAAUAGGUUGCACUCACGGAUUCUUAAAACAUAGCUUUUAUUGUAUACUCCUAAAAAAUCGACGUUUCAGUCCUGUUCAAGGACUUUCAUCAGGAUUAUAAAGACAUAACAUAACAAUUCAGCCAUAUAUAGGAUGCAGUAAAUUACAAUAACUCACCACAGAUGUCAUGAAAAAAACGGCGUCCCAGCCGGGAAUGUGCGCAUGUGCAGAAUAGUCCCUCCCCUCGGCGUGACACGCAACGCCGCCGUUACCAUAGUAACGCGGCUAACAUAUACUAUACUGAAACCGGCAUCUAAGCCGGAAGUAUGCCGUGAUGCGGAGAAGUUCCGCCCCCCAAUGUGACGUCACAUAUACGCCGCCGUCGUUACCAUAGUGACGCGGCUGUGAAUAAAAAAUACAACAAACCUAUAUGGAAACAAACUUAUCAAAGUAAUGACCUAGAUGUGAACACCAAGGCUUUUAUAGAAUGUACCAAAUUUGGUAAAGACAAGUGUGAAUGUGAUCUAUAUAUAUUAAUAGAGUGCUAAUGGGUCAUUUAAAGUGCAAUCAGAAUAAUCUCUUAAAGUGCCAAGUACGUGCAAAAUAUUUAAAGUGCCACAGUGCUAAUGUAAACAUAUUGUGACCCAAUACAGUUUGUAUGAAUAUUUACAUUUAAAUAACCCCAAUGAUUAGAGAUUAAUAUUAAUCAAUCAAAAAAAGUAUAUACAUAUAGUUAUAUAAGGCUUUUUUACACAACUUUCGAUCUUUUACUUUCUGCUCCUCUGUCACAUAGCAAAUAUAUAUAUAUUAUUAUUUUACUGAACAAUUGUUGCAACAGCACUAUUGUAUUCUGCGUCAAAAAUUAUUGAACACAUUUUAAAACAAUAACUCUUAAUGCUUGCAAAAUAUACGUGGUCAAUUGUGUAAUAAUGGGACGGUCGCAGAAUAAUCGUGAAAAUUGCAUAUAGAAAAACCUAAAAUACACACAAAUAUAAAAUCACAUAUUAAAAGACCAUUGAGGGGCAUUCAGGCCAAAAAUGAAUGUAACAACAAGGAUUCAUUUAGUCCUUUUGGAGACACAGUGUCCAACUCAUGGAUCCAAUAAGCUUCUCUAUUGAGUAGCAUCCUCCCCCUAUCCCCCCCUCUUCUAGGGUUAGGGAUGUGGUCAAUGGCCACAAAUUUCAAUGUAGCCAAUGGGUGCUUCAAUUCAAGGAAGUGUUUUGCAACCGGUUUAUCUGUAGAACCGUCACGAUAUGCCAGUCUUAUAGAGGAUCUGUGUCCCCUAAUUCGUUCGCAGAUGGCCGUCUCUGUUUUCCCAAUGUAAUAUAAGCCACACGGACAAGACAAUUUGUAUAUUACAUGUGUCGUCUUGCAAGUGAUGGUAUAUCGAAUAGUGUAUUUUCUAUUAUUAUGUGGAUGAAAAAAAGUUCUUGCAGGCAUCAUGUGGCUACAGGUCACACAGCCAAGACAGCGAACCGAUCCUCUUAUUUGUUCCUUCGCUGUAUUUGAAUAGCUUUGAGAGGGAUCCGUACAUACUAGCAUGUCCUUUAGGUUUCUGUUUCUCUUGUAACAGAUUAACGGUUUCUCUUUGAACACUUUCGGGAGCGUGUCAUCACUCGACACUAUCCUCCAAUUCUUCCUAAUGACCGAUGCCACUUGAGGGGUAAACUGAUUAUAUACCAUAGGGAAGACAAAAUUAAGAGGUUUCUUCUUUGUUUCGGUAGCGCGUGCAUUCAAUGCUUCUUGUAGCGCUGUUUCCAACAUACAUUCAUCAUAACCUCUUUGAAGAAAUUUGUUUUUCAUUUCAGAAAUCUGAACUUCCCUAAUUGCUACUUCCGAAUUGUUCCUGAUUACUCUUAGGAAUUGUGCCUUUGGUAGUGAGUUCUUCAAAGCCCUGGGAUGUGCACUCUGAUAAUGGAGGAGUGUAUUCCUAUCUGUGGGUUUUGUAUAAAGGGAAUAUUGAAAAUGUGUUGCUCCCAAUUAAAUUUCCAAAUCCAAAUAAUGCACCUUCUCUGUGCUAAUAUCCGCCGUGAAUCUUACUGGUGUUGGUAAAAGAUUGAGGUCUUGAACCAUUUAAUAUAUAUAGAUCACAUUCACACUUGUCUUUACCAAAUUUGGUACAUUCUAUAAAAGCCUUGGUGUUCACAUCUAGGUCAUUACUUUGAUAAGUUUGUUUCCAUAUAGGUUUGUUGUAUUUUUUAUUCACAGCCGCGUCACUAUGGUAACGACGGCGGCGUAUAUGUGACGUCACAUUGGGGGGCGGAACUUCUCCGCAUCACGGCAUACUUCCGGCUUAGAUGCCGGUUUCAGUAUAGUAUAUGUUAGCUGCGUUACUAUGGUAACGGCGGCGUUGCGUGUCACGCCGAGGGGAGGGACUAUUCUGCACAUGCGCACAUUCCCGGCUGGGACGCCGGUUUUUUCAUGACAUCUGUGGUGAGUUAUUGUAAUUUACUGCAUCCUAUAUAUGGCUGAAUUGUUAUGUUAUGUCUUUAUAAUCCUGGACUGAAACGUCGAUUUUUUAGGAGUAUACAAUAAAAGCUAUGUUUUAAGAAUCCGUGAGUGCAACCUAUUGAUUCAGCUUUUUGGAUAUUUGGAGCCCUGGGAGUGCACCCGGUUUGGACACAUGGAGUUUGAGUGCAAGGUAUAGUGCUUUUUUCUUUAUAUAUAUAUAUAUAUAUAUAUAUAUAUAUCCACACAUAUACGCUUCUGCUUUCAUGCACACAUACACUUCACACAACCCUGCAUUCAAGUACACUAAUUCUAUAAGCAAAUACACUUUCUUACUUACACACACUAACAAAUCACUUAAAUUCACCUCUACAUUUGCACACCUGCGCACACACAUAUCUGACCACCACACUGACCAUCCACCAAUAUGCAUGUCUGUAUUAACAUGCACAAGCAUACAAGCAUACACCCCUGCAUACACAAAAAUAAACAUACAUUUUCAUAGAUAUAUACAUUCACAUUUUGUUGUGGAUAGUAAUUUUUAUGAACUUUUUUAGAACACUGUAAAUAAAUAUUCAAUUAAUUCCAUUAUCCCUCAUUUCAUACUGUAGAAAAUGAAUGAGGUAUUUACUAAACAGCAAAUUGUGCUCAAAUGGACACUCAGCAAUAAAAAUUAUAUUUUUUAAAUGUAAUUUAUUUAUGUGCUGAUUUACCUGCAACUUAUAUUUGAUAUAAAAAAGUGUCAUCCAGACAACAAUAUUCAGCGGGUUUGUUAUGACAUGACAAAUUUCAUUUCUCCAUCCAUUGCCAUCUGUGUCUACUUUCUGGUGCCUAUGCGAGGGAGGUAUUCUGUUCCUAUGCACCCCAUGCUUCUAGAGGAACUAUCUUAAUAUGAACAGAUUUAAGAUCUCAUAUGACCUAGACAUGCCAAACUCUAUUUUUUUUUGGGGGUCAUAUAGGUACAGGAUCCUCUAAGUAAGCUUGCAACAUGGUUAAUCCUCCUUUGCUCUCACUGCAGGGCCUGAGGAUUCUCCUAGAUUGGUGCAAUCUGCUCUACAUGACCUCAGAGAGGGAGUUUCUCAUGGAAUCCAAGGAUUCCUUAAGAAGCCUUCUUGUGUGGUCAAGUACUGUAGAAUAUGUUCAUAAAUGGUGUUCUACAGUAUAUGGCAGUAGUUAUCUGCUGCUAGCUGGCUACUGGAACCUAGUUACAACUCCCUCUACUCCCUCACCGCUUGCUUUGCCUUUAUUAUAACAUAAGUUGGAUCUUUUGUAAAAAAAAUCUGUGCUCCUUUCUCUAUGUAGCUGUAUAGUUUGUGUCCUAAAUUUUCAGCAUGUGGCAAAGGAUGUGGUGCACUUUGAAAGUGAGGGUUAUAUAUUCAAAAGAUUUGCUGAGAGAAGAGGAAACAGAAAAAUAGAGAAGUAAUUACUGGAGAAGGUGGAAUGACUCAUUUUUGCACAGGAUCUUUGAAAAGCCUUUUACAGUAUCAGACUGGUGUACACCCUGGUUAUAUAUUUUUUAAGAUUUUAACCUAAUUUACAAAAAAGGGGGCAAUUACACAUUAUAUUAUGCAACCUGUUUAAUAAACAUUUUCACAAAAACAAACAUAUUAUAGAUGGACCCAAAAAGAAAGGAAGAGGAAGGAGCUUUGGUCUCUGAAAGGGUAAAUUUCCAAUUAGGGCAUAACCAUGUAUAGUAUUAACAAUGAAAGAAAUGAGAAACUAUGGUUCAUAUCUACAUAGAGACAGGAACCAAAGUAAGGAAAUACCCUUUGGAGAAAAUUGAAAUACUAACCAGACAGAGGAAAUGGUUUUUAAAGUGAAUAUUAAAUUGUCUUGAUGUAGCAUUAUUUCAGUUCCUGCUCCAAAUGUUCCCAUGCAUUUUACCCCAUAUAGGAUUAAAAAUAAAUAACAUGCUCUUGACUAUCACACAACUAUAACUAUUCUAUUUUUAUUUUGUAGGGUCCGCUGAGUGCUAUGGUGAGUGUUGGCUGUUUUUUUUAAAUUAGAAUAACAAUGUUGAUGAGAUGUUAAACAAUGAGGGUUAAACAAUGCUGUCAAAUUAUACUGUGUUCACUAAUGCCAGUUAUGUUAAUUUUUAAAUACAUUUGAUCUCUGCAGUUAUACCAUCUGACUCCGACCUUGUGGUGUGUAGUGACAAUUCAUGUGUUGGACGGUGUUACUCUAACAUUGGAUGUUUCUGCAGCGAUCAAACACAAAAAUGUCUUCCUACUAACUCUGAAUGCACACCGCCUGACAACCUAUGUUGCCCUGAGGGAAACUUCUGGAGCUCUGUUGACAACUGUUGCACAAGUAAGAACUGCAGAAACAAGUGUGGAAGCAGAGGCCAAAAAGUAGAAUCUUUUAACUUUUCAUCUUUUACCUCUUCUUUUACAGCUACUGCAUUUUGCUAUCCCUCCUGCCAGGCUUCUGAAAUUUGUGAAAAUGUCAACAAUGUAUCAACUUGUAACUGCAACACAACCAUGUAUGCGGGACUUAGUAAGUUUCUGAGCAGUAAUUAAAAAAAAUACUCUUGUCUCUUGCUCUAUGCAUAUAUUCUAUUCAAUUUUCAAAGACGUUAUAUAACUAUAAUAAUAUCACAAACCUCUUACUGCCUAGAAAUUCACGUUAUACAUGUUAAAAAAGAGUAUUAAACAAGGAAAGACAGUUUAAUAGAAUAAUUUAAAUCCAAUUCAAAUUAGGAACAAAAUUUAGGAUCUAGGUAGGCCUUCUGAUCUUAGCUAGUAAUAAUUUGACUAAAAUAUGAAUGCAUCUCUAAAAUCUUUAGUACAACACUGACAGAGAAUGCAUUGAAUUACUAAAGUGAGAAAUCAAAGUGAAUUUCAAAUUUAAAACCAGAUUAGCUGAACUGAAAACAUAGCUGACUAAGAUAAUUUUUCCAGUUAGGCUAGUUUGACCUUAAAUUUGAAAUUCACUUUGAAUUCACUUUGAAUUCUCACUUUAAUAAAUAACCCUGUCAGUCUUCAAACACAGUUCAAUUAGCAACAUAUAUCAUCACUAUAUAUCAAUCACUUGCUUGUUGCAACUAUUUAACAAUAGUGAUGUCGCGAACCGUUCGUGGCGAACUCCGGUCAGCUGACACAUCCCUGCCAAUCUCCAGCAGACCCUCCCUCCCAUACCCUCCCACCUCCUGGACAGCAUCCAUGUUGAAGCUGCCUUCAACAUGGAUGCUAUCCAAGAAGUAGGAUGGUCUGGGAGGGAGGGUCUGCCGGAGAUUGGCAGGGAUGUGUCAGCUGACCGGAGUUCGUGGCGAACCGUUCGCGGCAAGUUCACGAACGGUUCGCGACAUCACUAUUUAACAACAAGUUGAUAAUGCUAAUUAGUAAAAGACUUGUUUCAAACAGUUCGUAAUUUGUCCAAAUUUUGAUCAGUUGGCUAAUGCCAUAGUUCCGAAUCAUUGUAUGUAUGAAUCAUAAAUGAAGGCAUGUAAGAAGUCUGGAAACACUAAGGGCAAUGUGCUGACAUGAUUGCUGGUGAAGUGUUCCUUUCACAGUGUCCUGGUGGAUUUACAAUGGUACCUUUUGCACCAUUUUCUUGAUGUUAGUCCAUUAGCAAAAUCAUAAAUGCAAAGAGGUUAUGUGUAUCAGGGGAGUUGGGUAGGGAUAGGAAUAGGAAUAAUGAUAUUACUUUACUAACGGAACCUUGGAAAAAAACAUUAAAAAAUUGUUUAACAAUGAGGAAUAGCAUGAGGGGAAUACAGUCACUAUAAACACUUUAAUAAGAUGAAUUGAUUACUGGGAAUAGAGUAUUUUCAAAGGGUACCUGCUUCACCGUCACAUAAUCUCAUUGCAAAGGUGCAUGUUAUACCACCUUUUGUCCACCCUCACUUCUCUCGCGGUCUACCCUGAUUUGUCCUGCUUAGGGAACCAUUCCCCAAGCAGGGCAAACCUCCUCCUUGGCAAAUCCCCUAGAAGCUCCAACUAGGGAGAAACAUAGAAUGUGACGGCAGAUGAGAACCAUUCGGCCCAUCUAGUCUGCCCAAUUUUCUAAAUACUUUCAUUAGUCCCUAGUCUUAUCUUAUAGUUAGGAUAGCCUUAUGCCUAUCCCACGCAUGCUUAAACUCCUUUACUGUGUUAACCUCUACUACUUCAGCUGGAAGGCUAUUCCAUGCAUCCACUACCCUCUCAGUAAAGUAAUACUUCCUGAUAUUAUUUUUAAACCUUUGUCCCUCUAAUUUAAGACUAUGUCCUCUUGAUGUGGUAGUUUUUCUUCUUUUAAAUAUAAUCUCCUCCUUUACUGUGUUGAUUCCCUUUUAUAUAUUUAAAUGUUUCUAUCAUAUCCCCCCUGUCUCGUCUUUCCUCCAAGCUAUACAUGUUAAGAUCCUUUAACCUUUCCUGGUAAGUUUUAUCCCGCAAUCCAUGAACCAGUUUAGUAGCCCUUCUCUGAACCCUCUCUAAGGUAUCAAUAUCCUUCUGAAGAUACGGUCUCCAGUACUGUGUACAAUACUCCAAGUGAGGUCUCACCAGUGUUCUGUACAAUGGCAUGAGCACUUCCCUCUUUCUACUGCUAAUACCUCUCCCUAUACAACCAAGCAUUCUGCUAGCAUUUCCUGCUGCUCUAUUACAUUGUCUGCCUACCUUUAAGUCAUCAGAAAUAAUCACCCCUAAAUCCCUUUCCUCAUAUGUUGAGGUUAGGACUCUAUCAAAUAUUCUGUACUCUGCCCUUGGGUUUUUACGUCCAAGAUGCAUUAUCUUGCACUUAUCCACAUUAAAUGUCAGUUGCCACAAUUCUGACCAUUUUUCUAGAUCAUUACCUAAAUCAUUUGUCAUUUGGCUUAUCCCUCCUGGAACAUCAACCCUUUUACAUAUCUUAGUAUCAUCAGCAAAAAGACAUACCUUACCAUCAAGACCUUCUGCAAUAUCACUAAUAAAAAUAUUAAAGAGAAUGGGUCCAAGUACAGAUCCCUGAGGUACCCCACUGGUGACAAGUCCAAGCUUCGAAUAUAUUCCAUUAACUACAACCCUCUGUUGCCUGUCACUCAGCCACUGCCUUACCCAUUCAACAAUAUUUGAAUACAAACUUAAAGAUUGCAGUUUAUUGAUAAGCCUAUGUGCAACAGUGUCAAAAGCCUUACUGAAAUCUAGGUAAGCAAUGUCUACUGCACCACCCUGAUCUACAAUUUUAGUUACCCAAUCAAAAAAAUCAAUAAGAUUAGUUUGGCAUGAUCUCCCUGAAGUAAACCCAUGUUGUCUCUGAUCUUGAAAUCCAUGUGUUUUUAGAUGUUCAUCAAUCCUAUCCUUUAACAUGGUUUCCAUCACUUUCCCCACUACUGAAGUAAGGCUUACUGGCCUAUAGUUGCCCGACUCCUCCCUAUUACUUUUCUUGUAAAUGGGCACAACAUUCGCUAACUUCCAAUCUUCUGGGACUACUCCUGUUAACAAUGAUUGGUUAAAUAAAUCUGUUAAUGGUUUUGCUAGUACACCACUAAGCUCUUUUAAUAGCUUUGGGUGUAUUCCAUCAGGUCCCAUUGACUUAUUUGUCUUUACUUUUGACAGUUGAAAUAGAACCUCUUCCUCUGUAAACUCACGUGUAAUAAAUGACUCAUUUAUCCUUUUUCUCAACUGAGGUCCCUUUCCUUCAUUUUCAUCUGUAAAUACAGAACAAAAAUAUUCAUUGAGGCAGUCAGCUAGACCUUUAUCCUCUUCUACAUACCUUCCUUCUUUUGUUUUUAAUCUAACUAAUCCUUGUUUUACUUUUCUUUUCUCAUUUAUGUAUCUAAAAAAUGUUUUAUCCCCCUUUUUUACUGACUGUGCUAUUUUCUCUUCUGUGUGUGAUUUGGAAGCUCUUAUAACUUGCUUAGCCUCUUUCUGCCUAAUCUUAUAGAUCAUUUUGUCUUCCUCACUCUGGGUUUUUUUAUAAUUCCUAAAUGCUAACUUUUUGUUUUUAACUAUUUUGGCCACAUCUGCGGAGUACCACAGUGGUUUCUUGAAUUUUUUGCUUUUACUGACAAGCCUAAUGCAAUUUUCUGUUGCCUUCAAUAGUGCAACUUUUAAAUAAUCCCAUUUCUCUUGGACUCCAUUUAAAUUGCUCCAGUCUGAUAAUGACUCCUCUACCCAUAUUCUAAUUUUAGAAAAGUCUGUUUUUCUAAAGUCUAAAACUUUUGUUUUUGUGUGGUGUGACUCAGUCACUGUUCUUAUAUUAAACCACACUGACUGAUGAUCACUGGAUCCUAAACUUUCACCUACAGUAAUAUCUGAUACCAAAUCUCCAUUUGUUAACACUAAAUCUAGUAUGGCCUCUUUACAAGUAGGCUCCUCAACAACUUGUUUUAGAGACAAUCCCAGUAGGGAGUUUAGAAUAUGUGUGCUCCUGGCGGGCAGGGGUUCCUGUUGCCAAUUUAGAAACAUACAAUAUGACAGCAGAUAAGAACCAUUCGGCCCAUCUAGACUGCCCAAUUUUCUAAAUUCUUUCAUUAGUCCCUGGCCUUAUAUAUAAUAAAAAAUAUUCAAGAGGAUGGGUCCAAGAGCAGAUCACUGAGGUACCCCACUGGUAACUAGACCUUGCUUCAAAUAUACUCUUAUAUAAACUUAUGGAGUAAUUUAUCUUGCCUGCCCCUUCUAUGGGAACAUAAUUACCCCCUUGUGAGCGCUCAACGUUGGGACACGGCACUGCGUUUAAAUCCCCACCUUAUACAAGCAUGCCAUGAGGUAGCGCCCCUAUCUUAGUUACUAAUGCAUCCCAGUAUCUGGCUGCUGGUUCAUUAGGGGUGUAUCUAUCUAUCAAGUGUACUGUGUGGGAGUAGAGGGACCCAUCAGGAAAAUGUACCUUCAUUAUGGAUCUACGUCUGAUCCCGUUAUUCUGAUUUGGCAUCUCUUAUGAAUAAGGAUUGCCACUCCGUUACAUUUAUGAUGGGAUCUUCCUUCAUAAAAUGUGCAAUAGGUGUGAUCUUUCAAUAGAAGUUUGGUGUGCAUAGGAAUGCUAUGUCUGAACCCGAUCUUUUUACCGUGCAGAACUUAAGAUGAUGCUUUUUAGGUGCAUUCAAGCCUUUCACAUUUAAGGAAGUAAUUUUCAAAGCCAUAACCUAAAGAUUUGUGGACAACUAUAGAAUCCAAACAUUAAUACCCAGUCAGUGACUACAAGACAACACCAGUAAGUACAACCUACCAUCCAUAACCUCCGAACGGUAGGUCCUCUGGCCUGGACGUUAUGGAUGGUAGGUUGAGCGGGUCCUGCAGACCCAAACUGUGAAAAAGGGAGGUUGGAUCUCCUCCAGAUUGUAGGAAAUGCGCUUGGCCAUCCUUGAAAGCCAGCAGCUUGAAAGGGUAUCCCCACGUGUACCGGACAUUCGCCCACCAUAGGUCAUCUGUAAUUGGCUUCCACUCGCAUCAUCUCUGCAAGAUUAUCAGUGCUAGAUCUUGGAAUAGAAAGAGGUCAAGGCUUUGAUAUAUUAUGGGGCAUUCCCUGUUUUUUCUCAUUAAGGCCUUUUUGGUUUGGAAAUAUAAAAAGCGAAUUAAGAUGUGCCUUGGUGUAUUCAGGUCAUUCCUCUGAAUACGGAGGGCCCUGUGGGCUCGCUAAAUAUGCUAUUCCAGGAGGAUAGGAAGCAAAGGCUUGAAGAUUGUAAUGGAUCACCUGGCAUCCCGACUGGGUGCAUCCGUUGAAGGAUGCUCCUAGCGCUUACAGAGGGCUCCAAGAGAUCCGCAGACACCACAACCACCACAGAUCCCACAAACCGCCGCAGCUUGGUUGGGGUCUCGCCGUCUCCUACCCACCCUGGACCUACGACAAGGCUUCAAGUUCCAGUGGGUGAACCUCUCUUCCAAUAGAGUGAAGCAGGAGCAAGCUCUUAAAAGAGCUUAGAAGUGAUUAUCCAAGGGAGCAUGCAGAGCAUAGCAAUCCCUUGUAGUGAUAUAGCAAUUCCCCCAAUAAGAGACAGGACUCUAGAUUGAGGGUGAAGAAGAACUCUGGUUUAAUGACACACACUCUGCUUGUAUGCAAUUCUCUUAUGCAAAUCUCUCAUGCAAGAGAGACACCCACAGACAAUUAUACAAUACCCAAUCACACAAUGGUUACAUAUCACACAUCUCCUCCCCUUAGCCUGAGAGGUAACCCAAUUAUCCGUACAUUUUAAAACUUACUUUUUACCCAACUUUCAUAACUCUAAAACCAUACAUCCAAUAUCAAUAAAAGUCACAUAUUAUUAAUCAGCAUAUUCCAAAUACAAACAUAACCAAAAAUCAUUCGAAUCCGUUCAGCCAUUCGGGAGAUACAUAUAAGUCACUUUUGACCGACCGCAAGCACAUUUUCAUGCCCAAAACAGUUCCAUGGAUUUGGGCUGUGCGGUCCAACCUUCAAACGGGACUUAGUCUCCAGCCGAAGUGUUGAAGUAGAGUGGAACGUAUGGGUCAGGAACAGCAAUAUAAAUCUCAAGUAUGCUCACAUCAGUUCCUAGAAGGGCAAUACAUCCCAGGGCCAUAGUCUCAGGGCAGGAGGCUGGCAAACAGGCCCCUCCAAAAACCAGUGGCGAGGUUACUUUCGCCAUGAGGAUUUACAUCACUACAUCAGAAGGUCUUCCCCUGCCUUCCCAGGUAUGCCUCACAGGUAUAAUUAAUUGUGUCCUGCUCUAUUAAUCAUGUCUGCUUUCGCCAUUUCUGUGGUAAACAUUCUAGUAGUGAGGAGGUUCACUUUGGAAACUGCAGUAUUAUACAUGACCAUUGUGGCGUUAGGUUGUUGUUCUAGCCUGAUAGUCCUCACUCCAAGCGACUGGAUCUCUCCUUGUAGCCCAUGUGUGGAGUGUUCUAUUUCUCCAGCAAGGUAAGUUUUUACUUUUGCUAGUGUGGUGAGAAUCUGGGCAGUAUCCGCCACUGUCUUCUCUCCCUCAAUCAGGAGUAUAGCACGUGUCGGGGGGGCCGAAAGACUAGGUCUGCCACCAUCUUGUGAGCAUAUUGGCAUUGCUUGAGAGGCCACAAACAGUCUACAGUCUUUGCCGACUCUGGACUCUUCUUAGAGUGCUUCUUGGAGGGUCUCUUAUCCAUUUUUCCAAAUAUUUGGCACUCAAGCAUGGUAUUACUGCUGUUGAUAGCUUUUUGCCAUGCAAGUUUUAUUUUUUUUAAGAUUUUUUAUUUGUAUUUUGUAUUGUUAUAACAGGAUAGUACAUAGGUACAAAAUAAGGAGUGAGUUCAACAGGUAAUUGCAAACUUAUGUUAGAGCAUGGUAUCGACAUUCAGUUGUAAUUGUGGGAGAGAGUCUGGUGGUAUGAUGGCAGAAUAGGGUUGGUGCAUUGUCUGUUGAACAAGGCUCUGUUAGUGGGCGGGUAGCCCCAGUAUUUGAUUCCCUGCUGGUUUUGAAUGUUUGCCCACUGAAAAAUAAAUGAUCAGUCUAUAAUUUUAAUGGUAGGUGUAUUUUAACAGUGAGAGACAGAAUAACAAAAAAAUUCAGAAAAAUGCUUGCCAAAAAAGUUAUAAAUUGAUUUGAGUGAAAUAAGUAUUUGAUCUCUUCGACUUUAGUACUUGGUUGCAAGACCCCUGUUGGCAAUCACAGAGGUCAGACAUUUCUUGUAGUUCGCCAUCAGGUUUUCACAUAUCUCAGGAGGGAUUCUGUCCCACUCCUCUUUGCAGAUCCUCUCCGAGUCAUUAAGGUUUCAAGGCUGAUUUUUGGCAACUCGAACUUUCAGCUCUCUCCACAGAUUUUCUAUGGGAUUAAGGUCUGGAGACUGGCUAGGCCAUGUCAAUGUGCUUCUUCUUGAGUCACUCCUUUGCUCCCCUGGCUGUGUGUUUUGGUUCAUUGUCAUGCUGGAAUACCCAUCCACGACCCAUUUGCAAUGCCCUGGCUGUAGGAAAAAGGUUCUCACCCAAGAUUUGACAGUACAUGGCCCGUCCAUCAUCCCUUUGAUGUAGUGCAGUUGUCCUUUCCCUUUAGCAGAAAAACACCACCAAAGCAUAAUGUUUCUACCUCCAUGUUUGACAGUGGGUAUUGUGUUCUUGGGGGUCAUAGGCAGCAUUCCUCCUUCUCCAUACACGGCGAGUUGAGUUGAUGCCAAAGAGCUCAAUUUUUGUCUCAUCUGACCACAACCCAGUUCACCUCUGAAUCAUUCAGAUGUUAACUGGCAAACCUCAGAUGGGCCUGUACAUGUGCUUUCUUGAGCAGGGGGACCUUGUGGGUGCUGCAGAAUUUCAGGCCUUUACGGCGUAGUAUAUUACCAAUUGUUUUCUUGGUGACUAUGGUCCCAGCUGCCUUGAGAUCAUUAACACAAUCCUCCCGUGUAGUUCUGAGCUGAUUCCUCACCGUUCUCAUUAUCAUAGAAACUCCACAAGGUGAGAUCUUGCAUGGAGCACCAGACCGAGGGAGACUGUCAGUUCUUUUGGGUUUCUUCCAUUUGCGAAUAAUCGCACCAACUGUUGUCACCUUCUCACCAAGCUGCUUGGCGAUGGUCUUGUAGCCCAUUCCAGCCUUGUGUAGGUCUACAAUCUUGUCCCUGACAUCCUUAGACAGCUCUCUGGUCUUGGUCAUGGGGGAGAGUUUGAAAUCUGAUUGAUUGAUUGCUUCUAAGGACAGGUGCCUUUUUUCAAAAUCAGCAGGGGAUCAAAUACUUUUUCCCCUCACUGUAGGUGCUGUAUGGGUGUAUGUGUUGUUUGCAGUGCAAUUUGAGUGGUGCUUCACCCAGACACGUCCUCGGUCAGGUGACACCCCCCUUACAAUAGAUAAAUAUUUACUUAGCAGUCAAAUAAGCAAACUAUAGUUGUAGGUGUGUCAGCUAUGAUAGAGACACCAAUCUGAGUGUUAUCAGAAUACUUAUGGUAAUACAAUUCAUGCCUCCAGAUGUUCCAAGACUGAAUAGAGGGUGAACCACUACAAACUUCGAGUUACCCCAAAAGGAGACUCAUUGCAAUGUAAGGUGUCCUACCCUAGCCUGGUGUACUAGUUGUUACAGAAAUACAUUUAUCAGUGGUGAAAAAGCACCUAAGAGCAACAUGAGAGAUAAAGCUGUGUUUGUCUGUGAAAAACUGCUGAUUAUCCACAACACAUACUGAAACAGAUUCUCAUGAGCCUGUGUUAAAAAUGUGACAAAAAACGGAUAAUCUUAGUUAGUUUUGAAGUUGUAAAGAUACAAUUUUUUUUACAACCUUCCACAAAACUUGGCUGUAGCAUGGCAAUAGUCCUGGUAGAAACUGUAGCAUUUGUUUUAAAGCAGAACAAACUCUUAUGCUGUUUAGUGGACCUCGGAGAUAUGGCAUCGAAUACAUGGCACAUCAUUUUGCCACACCAUCAUUUUUACAAACCAUUAUAGAUUCUAGUAAACAAGCCCAAUCUGACUGGCCCAAACUUCUUCAGGCAUAGUGAGACCAUUCAGUUUGUCAUGGAAAAUUUAUCAUCAGACAAACAAGUUCAUAACAUGACAACAGGCUCUUUUAUUACUCACUAAAAUAUAUUUUAAAACUUUUUUUUAGUUGUGUACAUAUACUACACAUACAUCUUGACAUAUAACAUAACAAGACAAUGACAAGCAACGUUACCUAGUUUAAGUCGAGAAUAAAUAAAAUAACUGUCAAAUCCUAAAAUGAAAACAUUUCUGUUUUUUAUUUUUUUAUUUUUUAUUUAUUUACAGAUAUUUCUGCUUUGGUUCCUUCGGUACAGUGUGACUCUGAUAUAAUUGAAGUGUCUAUCAACAAGUGUCUCGUGACAUCUCUUGGAUUUGAUUCCACAAGCUUAACUUUGAAUGAUGCCUCAGAAAACUGCUCAUAUUUAUAUCAAACUACAACAGACAAUGUAACAGUAGUGACCUUGCAAUCUAGACCAGUGACAGGGUGGUGUGGGACUGUGAUGAAAGUAAGAAAUAUCUUCCCAGCCUUUGAAAAAUAAAUAUAUCCCUUGUGUGCAUUUUAUAUUCAUUACAUUGACAGUGGCUGUACAGUGCUAGGAUCUAUAUUAUCUUGUUAUUAUUCCAUAAGUGCCUUUUCUUUGUUUUCCAGACUGACAGCUCCAAGGUGUAUUACACAAAUACUCUUCACAUUGGCAUUCUGAAUAAACCCAUCAUCACAACAAAUCCUGUCAACAUCUCUUUCACCUGCUCUUACAAUCUGACUAUGCAAACAAGUUUAGCUACUGCGCUCCAUCCUGUGCUUAGGUGAGAAUGGGCAGUUUUGCUAGAGGCCAUACUUUUAAUAAUUUUAGCAUUGGGGAUUUUUCAAGUUGGUACAAAUAUCUCAAAUGCACAUUCCAUUGGUGAUUACUUUACAUUUAACAAUUCAGCACAAAUGCUUUGAUAAAGUGUUUUAUUUGGUAAAUAAACCACACAAAUGGAGUCAAAGGAAAAUAGAAAUUGAUUACUUAUGCUUAAUUCUAGAUAAAUGUAAUAUGCUUAUGUUUUCACUUAAUUGAAAUUAAUUUUAUUCAGAAAACCAAUAUAUAUGUUUCUAGUUACUUUGUAGUGUUGUAGUGUUGUAUAGUUUAGUUUUAUAUAUAUAAAAUGAAAGGUUUGUUUAUGACUUUCUUAUUUUUUUUUUUUUUGCUCUUUUUAUUGUUUUUAUCACAAAUAAAUUUAAAUACAAAAAAGCAACAUGUACAUUUAUAUACAUUUGGCUUGUUUCAUACCGAUAUCUUUUUACUUAACUGAAUCGCCGAGCGUCAAUAUAAUAUCAAACUUUAACAUAUUGAUCAUUAAAUACAUUUAAAAGGAAAAACAUUUCCGAACAGGAGCGUCUUUAAUUCUGUAUUUAUCUUGAUUAUAAUACUUCAUUUUAAUAUUCAUAUUAUUGUUAUUUAUUGCACAGGAAUAAAUUAGUAUGUUUUAUUUAAUUCUCUCAUUUCAUUUUUUCAAACCACGUUUCAAAAAAUGUUUGCUUCUCAGUUAAAUAUAUAAUAUUUAUGGACAAAUCUUUUUCCAUACGUAUUUGAUAUUUUAAUUGAUUAAAAAAUAGAUUUUUUUUUAAACGGAUUGCUGGAUUUCCAAUUUAUGUCUAUCAAUAUUGUUGAGGCCAUAAGACAAUAUAUCGCUAGGCAUUUUAGAUAUUUUGUUGUUAUGUUCCAUUUAGUAUGUAAUAAUGCCAUCGCAGGUCCCCAUAUUAGAUCUCUACUUGAUAAGCUUUUAAAGUUAUAGGCCUGUAACGGAACUCCCCGUACUCCGACCGAGUACCUUCCAUUGAUGGAUGCUUCCUAGCUUGUGCCGAGGACCACAACCACCGUGGACUCCACAACUGCCAUAGCUUAACUGGAGUCUCGCCGUCUUCCUUCCACCCUGGAUCAGCCUCUGUCCUCCAGGACUGUGUGGGAAAGACCAGGAGAGGAUAUCAGGAACAGCUCUUACAAGAGUGAUUAAAGCUCAGGGGAGUAUGCAGAGCAUAGCAAUCCCCAGUGUAAAUAUAGCUGUCCCCUCCAAUCACGAGACAAGACUACGUGUUGAGGGUCAAGAAGAUCUCUUUUAAUCAGCACCAAAGGGCUUUCUUUUAUGCAGGUUUUACACAUAAAGUACCACACACAGGGUUUUGUGAAACAGCCAAUCAAGCGCAUAAUAUACAGUAAAACACUCACAUUCAUUCCAGCAAAAUCCUCCCCUCUGCCUGGAAAAAUACAGUUUUUAUACAAUUCCUAUAACUUUAAAAGGGAUGAAUUAAUUUAGGUUUUAGCCUGGAGUUUUGUUUGUAUCUAACUUUUCUAUUUCUUUCUCCACUUCAUUUGGAGUGAUGUGAGUAUUUAGCAUUUGAGAUCUAUCUUUUUGGGCAUUUUGGUCUUUGUUAGGUAUUUGUAUAUGUAUUUUGCUUUCUUUUGAAUUUAUCCUGAGAUGAUAUAAUUUGCUGUAAAAUUCAUUACAUUUUCUACCUAUUUCUUGUUCUUUAUUUUUGUAAUUUAUUUUGUUACAUUUUUACUUGCUCUAUUUAUUAUUAUUAUUAUUAUUAUUAUCGCCAUUUAUAUAGCGCCAACAUAUUCCAUAGCGCUUUACAAUAUUAUGAGAGGGGGGAUUUAACUAUAAAUAGGACAAUUACAAGAAAACCUACAGGAAGAAUAGGUUGAAGAGGACCCUGCUCAAACGAGCUUACAGUCUAUAUUAUAUGUAUAUUUCCACAGUAGUAAUUAUUUAGAUUCAAUUUAUUUAUAAUUAUUUAAUUUUUUUCUUCUGUUUUUAAAUUUAUUUUAUUUAGAAGUUUGAUAAUUUGUUUCUUUUUUUUAUUUGAUGUAUUUUGUUUAUUUAAAUUUGAAAGAUUAUUUAUAUAUAUAUGUGAUAGAUCUUUGCCUUUUUAAAAAAAUUUAUUUUAGCCAUUCUAGUUAGAACCCCCCUUGUGACAGCCUUGUCUGUACACCAGAUUGUAGAUUUUAAGAUAUCUGUGGAGGCAUUUUCUUCAUAAAAAAGUUUUGACAUUCUGAGAAGUUCUUCUUUAUUUUCAUCAAUUUUAAUUAGAGAAUCAUCUAAUCUCCAUGUAGUAGAACCUUGUAUUGGAGGUUUACCUAGUUCUAUCAUCACAAACCUGUGGUCUGACCAAGUAUUUUCUUUAAUUCUCCAUUUGUCAUACAAUCCAAAUCUUCUGCAUAUACUAUUUAAUUUUUUUGAUUGCUUUAUAACCCUUUUAUCGGUUUUGGUAUACGUUCGAGAGUUUUUAAUCUAUUUUAUGGUCUAAUACACAAUUGAAAUCUCCUGCUAUGAUUAACGAACCCUUAGAUACUUAUUGAAUUUUUCCCAUAAUCUUGAAGAAUGUUGACAUUGGAUUAAUAUUUGGUAAGUAUACAUUUAUCAAUGCAAAUAAUUUUUUUUCUAUCUUACAUACCACUAUCAAAUAUCUAGCUUCUGGGUCAGUGUCUUGAUAUAUUAGUUUUAUAUUUAGUUUACUUGAAAAAAAUAUUGCUACUCCUCUUUUUUUAUUAUUUUCUAAUGAUGCUUAAAGAAUUAUUGGGAAUUUGUUCACUCUCCUUUUCUGUAUAUCAGUUAGUUUCCAAUGGAUUUCUUGUAUAAAACCUACUUGAAUAUUUUCAGUAUUUAAAGAAUUAUAAAUCAUACACCUUUUUACUGGAGUAUUUAAACCCUGUGCAUUUACUGGCAUUAACAUAAGCAUAUUACAAGAUCAACCUUUUUAACCCCUUAAGGACCAAACUUCUAGAAUAAAAGGGAAUCAUGACAUGUCAAACAUGUCAUGUGUCCUUAAGGUGUUAAAUUGAUAUUUGAGCUCCUGGUCUGAUCACAAAAACCAACAUAACAACAUAUAACAAACAGUGAAGAUCUACUUUCUGAUCUCCAAUUACAUUUAACACAACCGUUUUUGGAACAUAGUUCCAUUUUUUUUCCUAUAGCAUAUGAAGUUUUUGGAAAACUGUGUAUUAUCCACACAAAGUGGGGUGAAAAUAUUUAGAGUGGAUUAAUUUGUCUAACUUACAAUAAAACCAAAGUAUAUUUGCUUGAUCCUUCUCCUAUUCUCUCGUUGUACUUUUAAUUGUAUAGGUCAUUUAAUAAUAUGAUUUGUUGCUUCCUUCUUCUUUCUUAUCUUUCUUUUAUUCUAUCUCUAACAUCCAACAUAACAACAUAUGACAAACAAUGAAGAUCUACUUUCUAAUCUCCAAUUACAUUUAACACAAAGCGUUUUUGGAACAUAGUUCAAUUUUUUUCCAAAGCAUAUGAAGCUAUUUGGAAAACUGUGUAGUAUUAUCCACACAAAGUGGGGUGAAAAUCUUUAGAGUGGAUUAAUUUGUCUAAUUUACAAUAAAAGCAAAGUAUAUUUGCUUGAUCCUUCUCCUAUUCUCUCUUUAUACUUUUAAUUGUAUAGGUUAUUUAAUAAUAUGAUUUAUGUUGCUUCCUGCUUCUUUCUUAUCUUUCUUUUAUUCUAUCUAUUUCUCUCUCUUUUUUUCUCUCUUUUAUGUAAAAGAAGAAGCGAGAAAGAAGAAAAAGGGGGGGGGGAUUAAAAAUUUAUGUGCAUAUAUAUCUUAUAAUUAUACUAAAAACUUUUAUUUACUUUUACAUCAUUUUUUCAUCUUUCUUUCUCUUUUUUCCCUUUUAUACUUGACAUGUAAUUUGUAUAUUUUAUUUUAGUGCAUAUAUUUUCUCAUCUGUUACAAACAUAUUUUAUCCAUUCAUUAUUUGUGUUUAUAUAAUUUCUAACAUAACCCUCUACUAUGGAGAGGUUUUCCAAUUUUUGUUAGUGUAACUCAAAAAUUAUUCUAGUAAUUUAAAAAUUGUGUUAUUCUUCAGCUUGUUCCUUUUUAUAACAUUUUCCCUUGCUUUGAGUAUUUACAUGAUUAAUAUUUAGUAAGUUUUAUCAAUUUAAAUUUUAUAUUGAUCUUUAGAUAGAUAGCUAUUUCUAAAACUGUACAGUCCGAUAUAUCUUUACCCUCUCUUUCUUCCUUUCUUCACCUAUUUCCCAUCACCAUCACCUUAUAUAUAAAAAUAAACAGUUAUUUUCCUUCUUUUCCCUUCUUUCUCUCUCUCUUCCCUGCUCCACUCCUUCCUCUAUCUUUCACAUUUGUUUUUCAAAUAGUUUUUUUUCCUUAUUUAACCAUUCUUCCACUUUUUCGUUAGAUUCAAAAGAUUCAGCCAGGCCCCCAUGGGUUAUCAUCAACUUAACUGGAACGCUCCAUCUAAACUUUAUGUUGUAUUUUUUGAGGAUAGAUAUUGCGGGUGCAAAAGUUCUUCUUUUCAUUCUUGUGUUGUAUGAUAGAUCUGUCAAAACAAUUAUAUUUGAAUAUUGUCUUCUUUAAUAGUUUUCUCUCUGUAUGUUUUUAAUAUCUUUUCUUUGAUUUCAUAAAAGGAGAAACAGGCAAUUGUAUCCCUUGGAAUUUCCUGUGCAAUAUUCUGAGGUUUAUUCAUCCUGUGGCAUCUUUCAAUCUUUUCUUCUUGACCAUUUAGUGGGAGUCACAAUGUGGUAAAAUAUUAAGUUAAUGUAUUUCUCAGGUUUAUUUGGUCAUUUUUUUUCUUCCAAAUUUCUGAAUCUUAAAUUUGUCCUUCAUUUGUCCUUAAUAUCUAAUGCAGACAUUGGUUAAUAUUUUGUGUUUUCAUCUUUUAGUUGGUUAACUUGAAAUUCCAUAUCCAUAUAGUGAUCUUCCAUAUUCUGAAUCUUUCCUUUUAAUCUGAUCAUUUCAUUUUAAUUUCUUUUUUGAUUUCCAAAGUAUUUGAAAUUAUUUCUUUCUUAAUUUCUUCUAAAAUGUUUUGUAAGCUUGCAUUUAGCAGAUCUACUGCAAAUGCUUCUUUUUCUUUCUCUGUGUCAUUCAUAGAAGUAUCAGAGUUUGUAAGGGAGUCUCUAUUUACUUUAUUUAAUUUCUCUCUUUGGUUUUGUUCUUUUUUGUCUUUGUCUUUUUUGGUUGAGAUUUUUGAUUCUUGUGGGGGUUUUUUUAGCCAUCUUUUCUUUCUCCUUCCUUUAGGCUUUCUUCUUUCAACCUUUAAUCUUAUAUCUCUUUAUCCUUCCAUUUCCAUCACCCUUUUUAGCGGGGAUUUCUUAAUUUUGUAUCUAUUAGUCGUUUAGGUAAUUUGUCACGAUUAUGAAAAUCAGCUUGCAUUCAAAUAGUUAACAGCCAACUAAAUUGAUAGGGUUUGUUUUUGAUUUUCCCUUCGUAUCCCUUACUAUAUAUAAUUCUGUUACUGGAUUUGAUUAUUGUUUGUCCUGUAACAUGUUUAAUUUACAUAAUUGUUGAAGGCAGAAUCCUGGGAAUUUUUUUUCCCUUUUCUAUCUUUUUCUUUCCUUUUCCUUCUUUCUCUUUUGACUUAAUUUCUACCCUUUUUUCUUUUUCUUUUUUUUCCCCUCAUUUUGCUUUUUGUACAGUGGCUUAAUUUGUAAUAAAGAAAGAGAGCUAAUUAUUUUAGUUACUUAUAUAAUUUUGAGCAUUACAUCCAAAAAGCAAAUAAAAGGAAUAUUAUUGCCAACAUUUACUUGAAUAGUGAACUCCCAUCACUCUUAGGCAUCCGAUCCUUUGGUAUCAUUUGGAAUUUCACCUUUAUAAAAUAAAUGUCGACUUACAGUUUUCUGGGUGUUCUGUUUUUGUUUUGUUCCUCUUAGUUGCAGGCAGUAUGUACAGUUGCUCAUCUGAUUCCAACUAUGGGAUAUCCCCAGCACCUGAAUUAGUUUAGUUUUUAAGUGGGAAACCCCGGCAACAAGAAAUACUUUUAGACCCUUUUAAACUCUUUCAGGCUUCUGCCACCAGUUUCUUACUGACUUUCUUCCUCAGUACAAUAUUUAGUAAAUUCUUCAAGCCACUGUUUCGUCUCCCACUUGGUUCUGCCACGCUUGUCCGACUGCAUACUGCAUUGCCAUUAUUCCGCUCCACUCCUCAGUUACACCCCUCCUCAUGGGUGCGUGCGUAAGCUCGUCAUCACAAAUCAUGCAUCCUUGUUGAUGACUUUCUUAAUGACCUACUUACACAAAAUGCAAGGAUUUAUUUUACCUUAAAAAGAGCAUCUGUAAAAAUAUAGAAGACAUUAUUAUAAGUAUAAUAGUAACAUUAAGCAUAAUGUAAUGCAUACAAAAUUGUGAUCAUAUUUUUUCUUUUAAAUAGCUCUGUCAACCUCACAGUAAAUGGAGAAGGUUCAGUGCUCACAACAAUGGCAGCUUAUUGGGACCAGGCAUAUUCUGUUCCAAUACAAAGUACUGACGAGGUACUAGUUGGAUCACCCUUCUAUUUGGGCCUGUUUUCAGAAUCCACAGAUGGAGAUACUUUUGUACUUAGGGUUGAUGAUUGCUUUGGAACACCUGAUGGCGAUAACAAUAAUGUCAACAAAGUGAUGCUUGUGAGUGGAGGGUAUGUGUUGCCAAUGUUUUCAAUUUAUUUAUAAAGACCUGGUGACAGAUAUGAAGGGAAUUACUUCAAAAGUUCAUGAAUUUUAAAAACCAAAAUAAGAUUACUUUAAUCAGAAAUUGAUUAUUUGUGUAGCCUAUGAUGUUAUGCUUUGUUCCACUCCUUUUUUGUUCUUCUAAAAAGAAGUUAAUCACACGAAUGUGACCCUUUGUAUUUGUUUAAAAACAUUAUAUUUGUAUAUAUUCUCAGUGCAAACAUAAUAUUAAAUAUACUUCUUGUAUCCCUUCGCUAUCUUUCUGAAAUAUUUUACUGGAGACAGUAAAAUAUCCUGACGUGCAUUUAUUUUUUUAAAUAAUUCAAAUAUAAAAAUUGUGUUGGCAUUUUCAAUUUACAGAUGUCCAGCCAAUCAGGGAGUUGAUGUAGCUGUUGAAGAAAAUGGUCAAAGUUUGCAGGCAAGAAUUAAAAUCAACUCAUUUGCGUUUCAAAGUCAACCACUAGUAUACAUCACCUGUAAUGUGAGAUUGUGUUUCAAGAAUGCAACAUGCACUGGGGUAAGUAAGAUUAAUGCCCAUGAGAGCAAUGUGAAUAUUGUGUCUGAUAUGAUAACCAAUCACUUACCCCACUCUAUAGUUUGUUCCAUAAAUACUCCCUAAUAUACAAGACACAAAAUAAUGCUCAAAUAAUGAUUUUUUUUUCUUUUCAGUGUAAUGUGGCUCGUAGUGCUGAAAGUGAAACGAGUCCAUUAACUAUCUCAGUGAACUUCUUAGGUAACUGUCCGCCUGCAUCACUUUACAUUCUGAUUAGUAUGUUAUUCUGUAUGCCUUGUAUGCCUGCUUAGUGUUUUAUUCUGUAUGUUAUUCUCCAUGUUUGCUGCUUCAUUUUGAAGUUUCUAUAUUGCUUUAUCUAAAUUUGACAUUGAAUAUAUGCAUUAACAAUCUAAAUUUGCUUUCAGAUUCUUUCAGUGACUCUGCAUCCAGCACAGGUAGGUGAAUCCAUUAAUACUCACUCUAACAUGGCUAUUCAUUAAAGUGAGAAUUCAAGAUGAAUUCAAAGUGAAUUUCAAAUUUAAGACCAGAGUCGCUGAAUAGAAAGCAUAGCUGACUUAGAGAAUGUUGCAGUCUGACUACUUUGCUCUGAAAUCUGAAAUUCUUGAAAUUCAAUUGAAAAUUCACCAUAAAUUCUCACUUCAGCCAAUAACCCUUUAAGAGGUGCACUGCACAUUUAUUUGUCCUAGCAGUAUGUAUAAGACCCAUAUACACUAAAACUGUAUCCAUCAAUGCAGUGUAGUAGAUUAAUCAUCGUCAUCCAUUAAUUAAGCAAGCUUUGGUCUGUCGUACUUGUUAUAGGCUAUAUAGUAUGACCCUUGUAAAAAUAACAAAACUGUACCAUCCUUAGGAACACAACUGAUAUAUGGUUUCCUACAUAAUUCUGGAGCCCAUUAGUUGGGGUAACCACCACUUCCCUAUCAGAAUAUUCACUUAACCAAUUAAAACUGGUUGCAUGGAAGGUGUUCUAGCUGCCAGACUUUUUAUUUGGAGUAGCUGACUUUGAAACAGUUUUGUCAGAUCCCCCAAAAACAAGUAAUACAUAAAGAUGAAAUAUUUAUGAAAUUCUCACAUUGACUGUGUUGUAAUUUCACUGAAAUUCCAAUUCAUUUAAAUUUAUCAUAAGACAAAGUAGGAACUUCUUUGUCUUAUGUACUUUUACCAGGGCUGGUGCAAGAAUUUGCUCCACCCACUCAUGCAGACUGACAUACAAUGACCCAAGCAGACUGAUACGUACCUGUGCAGACUAACACACACGAAUUGACACAUGCAGACUGACGCACACACACGAACUGGCCCGUGCAGACUGACACACACGUACUGACCAAUGUAGACUUACACACACAUACUGACCCAUGCAGACUGACACGCACUGACCCAUGUUGAGUGACGCACACGCACUGACCCAUGCAGACUGCCGCACACACACACACUGACAAAUGCAGACUGAUGCGCACACACACUGACUCAUGCAGACACACACACUCACCCAUGCAGACACACACACUCGCCCAUGCAGACACACACACUGACACACACUGAUCCAUACAGACACACACUGACCCAUGUAGACAUACACUGACCCCUGUAGACAUACACUAACACAUGAAGACACACAUUGACCCAUGUAGACACACACUGACCCAUACAGACACAAACAUACCAACACACACUGACUAAUGCAGACACACAUACAGAAACACACUACACUGAUGCAUACAGACACACACAUACCGACACACUCUGACUCAUGUAGACACACACAUGCAGACACAUACUGACCCAUGCAGACGCACACAUACAGACACACACUGACCCAAGCAGACUGACAGACUGAAACACAAAUUCUUUGAAACACACAUUGUGAUUUCCCAUUGACCCUCUUAUCUUUAUUGCAUAUAUGACUGCUUUUCAUGUGUUCUUGGCAGCUUUCCUGCGCCUGGCUGCCUCCACAGCGAUGUAAGUGCUCACUAGCGCCCGGUAACAUGGGCGGCAUGAUUUGUAUAAUUACUCCCUCAUAGAGGGGUGGCCAACCAAGCAAAGCAGUAAAGCCACCCCCUCUUAAGCAGUGCCCUAGGCGGCUGCCUAAUUGGCCUAUAGUAAGCGCUGGCCAUGACUUUUCCUAUGCUUGAUGUCAAAGUUCUGUAUAUGGAGGACCCUGCAGUUUUGUGGGAUGCUCCAUAGACAUCAGUGUUGUACUCUCCCUGAUGUUGACUUCUGGCAAGCAAAGCAACAAGAGAUGAAGAUGGUGGCGGCCAUGAGGGAUCUCUCCGUGCACUGCCAGCAACUUGCCAUGGUGGUCUUUGAAAAAUAUGCAAAUACCCCAGAUGAUGAGAUCCACUACACACUGUAUCGAUUACUCACACUCUGCAUCCACAAUACACACAAACACAUGCACACAUAACAUCCACUUUACACACACACACUGCAUCCAUGAUACACACACUGCAUCCACGAUACACACACUACAUCCACUUUACUCACACACUAUGCAUCCACUAAACUCAUAUAUAAUGCAUUCACUAUAAACACACACUGAAUCCACUAUACACACUGCAUCCACUUUGCUUGUUUACACUGUGCAUAAACGGUACACACACAUACUGCAAACAUGGUACACUACACGUAAAUAUAUACUGCAUACAUUACACACACAAAUACAUGCGCUAUACAUACAUAUACACACUGAAUUCACUAUACAUGCAAACUGCACUCACUAUACACACAAACUGCAUCCACUAUACCAGGGACGUUUAGGCGCAAGGCAAACAAGGCAUUUGCCUUGGGCUGCAUUUUCCAAGGGGUGGCAAAAAAAGCCGCCCCCCAAAUGCCCAGGGCAAAUUCCAUGUUAGCCUUGCGGCUAGCAGUCCAGGCAGGCGGGUGGUCGGUCGGGCGGGUGGCGCUGGCGAGGGAGCACUUUCCCCAUAGCGCUCUGCUCCGCUCCCUCAUGCGCCAUCCACAGAGUGAUGCUGGGAGCCAGAAUAUGGCAUCACUCUGCGGGUGGCGCACGAGGGAGCUGUACACACAGCUAAGGGGAAAGUGCUCCCUCGCCAGCGCCGCCCGACCGCCCGACCACCCAGCAGCCCAGCAGCCAAGCAGCCACUGGACCCUCAGGGAAUGGGAGAACCUCCCCUCCCCCAGCAUUCCCAAAGGUAAGGAGGCUGGGGGGGGGGGUUAAAAAAAAAGUGAGUGUGUUAAUGUGAGUGAGUGUCUGUUAGUGUGUGUCUGUUUGUGUGUGUGUGUCUGACUGUGUGUCUGUUAGUGAGUGUGUGUGUCUGUUAGUGAGUGUCUGUGUGUGUCUGUUAGUGAAUGUGUGUGUGUCUGUUAGUGAAUAUGUGUGUGGGUCUGUUAGUGAGUGUGUGUUUGUCUGUUAGUGUGUGUGUCUGUGAGUGAGUGUGUGUGUGUGUCUGUUAGUGUGUGUGUGUCUGUUAGUGUGUGUGUUUCUGUUAGCUAGUGUAUGCGUAUCUGUCAGUGAAUGUGUGUGUGUGUAUUUAGAAGGCUCAUGGGGGGAAGGGUUGGGUGUGGGUGGCGCACAGGGGGGGAGUUGUCUGAGUUUUGUCCUGCCUAGGGCAGCACAAAACCAAGAUACACCACUGCACUAUACACACAAACUGCAUUCAUUGCACACACUCUGCAUCCACUAUACACACACUAUAUCCACUUUACACACACACUGGAUCCACAUUACACACACUGCAUCCCUUACACGCACUCAUACACACAGCAUCCACCAUACACACAAACAGCACUCAAUACACACACUAUCACUAAAACACACACACACACUGCAUCCCUUACACAUACACUUCAUCCUUGGCGGUGGAUUUAUUGGAGGGCCCUAUAGAAAGGCUUGGGAAGGGGCCAUGGGGACCCAGAUUUUAGGUUAUGUAAGGAGUCCCAAAAUUUCAGAUAGCUGCCCUUAGUGGGCAAUACACAGGUUCAAGCUUUAAGCAGCCCAGAUUUGAGACUUGCCUAAUGCCCGCUACCUGGAUCUGCUUGUUGCCAUACUGUAAAUAAAUAUAUCAAAGAUAACUGUCAGCAAUUGUACUGACAAUUCAUAUAAAAUUCAAGCAAUUUAAUGUAUAUAGUUGCUUACACAUAAUAUUUUAUCUUUCUAUAGCUUCAUCCUGGACUAUGCUGGCUGGUUCCCUGUUCAUAUUUUUGUCCAUGAAAUUUUUCUGAGGAGAUUCUUGGAAUCCUGUCUGCUGCUCCAGAGAUAAAUGAAUACUGCCUGGGGAUCAAAUCAUCUUCAAAAAUGAAUUGCUUUUUACAUUGGACUAUAAAUGUGUAUCUUUGACUUUGAGGUGUCUUUCAUAGUAUGUCCUCUGGAUAUCUUCCUCUCUAACAUGGCAUACAGACUAUCUUACCCUGUGUUCCUGUACCAUCUUUACAUCUGUAACUCAAAUUCAAGCAGAUGUCAAAGGGUAAUAAUAUGUGAAUCUAUCUAUCUAUGAACUGUUUUUAAUUUCUCUGAAUUAAAUAAAUAUAUUUAUGAUAUAUAAAGUAUCAGGCCACACACACUGGUUAUUGGCAUUGUUGAGAACAAGGAUUUUGUGUGUAUGUGUGUUCCAUUCCUUAAUUCAUUGUAGGAAAAAACUGAAUUAAACGUCUGAUACUUUUUUUGCGUCCCUUGAGACUAGACACUAUUAAAAAUACAUAUUUUAAAUCAGCAAUUAAAAAACAAUGAUUCAUCAACUAUUGAGAGUUGGAUAUGAUCAUAUAUUCCAAUUCUAAGUAGAUUUUGAGCAACAAUUGAAAAAAACUAAAAAUGUAAUUCACUCUGCAUUACAAUAUUUUUCAAAUUUCCUUUUAAACAGCAAAUGUACAGACACUCGAUGAAAUAUACUAAAGAGAGAAUGGGAAAAUUACAAGAAAUAUGGUGACUGUAAUAACCUGUAUGCCAUUUAGUUUUAUUUAUAUUUUAUUGCUAUAGCUUAUAUAUUUAUAUAGUUUACACAUUUUACUUACUUUCAAGGACAUCUAAUCUUUUUUUUCUGUGUGUGUAUAUCCUGGGAUGUUUGAACUAUGCUAUACUAAUAUAAGGUGAUACAGUUGUAAUCAAAAUAAUUCAACCCCCAUUGAAAAUCAGGUUUAUUGUCCAUAUGUACAGACUUUUAGCUGUUUGCAAUGAAGAAAUCAAACAAAAGUAAUUAAAAUAGCUCAACACAAUGAAUGCUUCAAGUGGUUUCCCCAUAUUCAACAGAAAAUGGAACUUAUAAUGAUCUCUCCAAUCUCAAAAUGAUUCAACCCCUUUGUAGCAGACCACGGGUAACCUGACUGGUUACCUCCACUAAUU